Nicotiana tabacum (common tobacco) is the source of this 1688-nucleotide messenger RNA. NCBI's taxonomy places the organism in Eukaryota, Viridiplantae, Streptophyta, Magnoliopsida, Solanales, Solanaceae. The record is from RefSeq and is a predicted model, not a curated record.
ACACUAUUAUUACCUUCGGGUACAAUUGCAAGAGCGUCUCUUUUGUUGCUUAAGCCCCAUAAACCUGCAAAACCCAUUUUGCUUACCUCCUCCAAGAAACUUUCAAUACUAUUAUUACUGUUAUUCCAAUAUUAUAAAACUGUAUAUCAAUGAAGAACGCAGACCCUAAGAAUCCCACCACUCAGCAAAUUUUUGGAACAGUUAUAAAUGAAGAUGAUGCCUCCCACUUAGUCGGCGGCAUAGUUGAAAAGGGGUUUUCAGAACAACCAUUAAACGGGCCUACUAGUUGGACUUUUGCCCCUCGCCCCACUGUUCUUCCUUUUCCUGUGCCUCGUCACCGCUCACAUGGUCCGCACUGGGCACCAAAGGUUGGAGAUGUUUGUGGUAACAAUGAUCACGAUGAUGAAGAGAAUGAAGAGGAAGAAGAAGAUUUCACUGGAAUCAACCAGAUUGGAAAUUUUGCUAAGCCCGUGCAAAGAAAAGAGAAGAAAGGGAUGGAUUUUCGUAACUGGCGGGAGAUAGUGGCUAGUGAUAAUAGUUCUGUGCCAUACAAGAGGGAAGAAAGGGAGCGCAAGGUGAAUUCGACAUCAAAAGAGCGAAAGGCUGUUGCAGAAGCAUCUCGAAACAAAAACAACUCAAAUGAACGUCCACCAGAUGAAAAUGGAAAUGGUGCUAGUUUAUCUGUAGAAGAUGGUACAAAAUCUCAGGAUGUCAUCAUGGAGGAUGAGCAUCUGGUUCAAGAGAAAGAGCAUCUGGACAUGGCCAUGGGUAUCGAACAGGGAGGUGUGGAACAAAGUAACCAUUCUGUUUUACCACAGCAGAAAUGUGGAAAUGGUAUCACUGAACAGGAGGAAGAAAUAAUUGAGGAUAUGCAUCCUACCUUACAGGUUAACUCUCAGAAACGUAACAUUUCUGCAAACAAAGUCGAUGCUAGCUUUGACCCCAAGGAAGUGGAAGGAAGGCACAAUGCUAGUAAUCUUGAGAGUCAAAUUGAUGCUGAGAAUCGAGCUCAAUUAGCGAGAAUGUCAGCUGAUGAAAUUGCUGAAGCACAGGCUGAAUUAUUGGCAAAACUAAGUCCAGCAGUUUUGGAGGCACUGAAAAGGAAAGGCCAAGAGAAGUUGAAAAGAGAAAAAUCUUAUAGAUCCAGGUCUCAUCUCAGUGGAGAAAAGGGUAAUUUGCUGGAUCAGAUGAAGAAUGAAACCUCACAAGGCACACAGAAAAAAAAUGUGGAAGAUGAUACUCCAAAGUUGAACACCAAUACCAGUGUAUGGGAUGAAUGGAGUAAACGAGUUGAGAGUGUCCGAGAAUUAAGAUUUUCUUUGGAUGGCAAUAUUGUGAAGAGUGAACUUGAGGUCCCAAAGAGUGGUGUCUCCGUUGCGCAAGAUCUCUCUGGGCGCGACUAUCUACGAACUGAAGGUGAUCCUGGCGCGGCUGGUUACACCAUCAAAGAAGCAGUCGCUCUCACAAGAAGUGCAGUAGCUGGACAACGAACAUUUGCUUUACAUCUUAUUGCAUCUGUGCUUGAUAGAGCAAUAUGCAGAAUUCACCAGAAUCAGCUGGGGUGUAUCUUAAGAUCUCAGGACAGAGAUGGAUUUAAUGACUGGGAGGCCAUUUGGGCUUUCAUACUAGGGCCAGAACCUGAGCUUGCUCUAUCAUUGAGGUAGAUUUAAGUGCUUCCUCUUUGUUUU